Molecule: messenger RNA, 1641 nt
Organism: Bombus huntii
Lineage: Eukaryota; Metazoa; Arthropoda; Insecta; Hymenoptera; Apidae
Product: serine-aspartate repeat-containing protein I-like
Exons: 3
Coding region: 164-1465 (433 amino acids)
Source: RefSeq, a predicted model, not a curated record
UCCGAAAAUCGAUUGUCGAUUAUCAAACUCAUUCGAAACCUGAAGCUGCCGAUCUGCUACUAUGUUAGUUUAGUCGUGUAACUUGCAGACUUGCGGACACCAGUUAAUGCAACGAACACGUUAUUGCACGUUGGGCACCGGUAAGUGAUACUCGUGAGACGAAAUGGCACCCCGUAAGCCUGCGAAACAUUCGGAGGCAGAGGUUGUAGAGAGAGCUGCAGAAGCCGGCGAUGUGUCGCCCCCGAAAAAGAAAAAAACUGUAGCGAAGGCUGCGAGUAAAAGUGACGAGGAAAAGCAAAUUAGGUUUCCGAGAGCUGCAAAAUCAACUAAAAUCGAGCAGACAGAAGGUACAGAAACGGCCACGGCGGUAACUAGGAACGCGAAAAUAAAACCCAAGACAUCAGCUAAAACCGCCUCAGUGACUGAAAAACCAAACUCUAAAAUCAAGUCCGCGCCGAAGAGGAACAAAGAGGCUGCGGAAAAAGCUGAUACGAAUCCAGUCAACGAGAAGGUGAAAAAUGCCGAGGAAACUGAAACGAAAAAGACACGCGCUAAAGCCACAGCGAAAAAGGCGGGAAUCAAUGUAGACGAAGAAUCUAAGGGAAAGUCAAAGGGAAAAGCCAAAAGAGAACCUAUUAAUGAAAAUGCUGAAAAUUUAGAAGCACCAGCUACAAAAAAGAGAAAGCAAAUAAAUGCUGAGCCAACAUCAAAGGAAAGUAAACCAAAGGCAAAAACAACAAAAAAGAAGGUCGAUGUACACGAUGAUACAAAAAAUAAAAUUUCUAGUAGAGCUAACAAUAAAACUAAAGCAACUAGCAACAAUGAGACUGAAAACGAUGUUAAAACAGAAGAUGAUAAAUCCAGAAAAGUAACAGCAUCAAGGAAAGCAAGGGGUCGUAAAAAUGAACCUAAUUCAGAUGAUAUUACAAAAGAUGAUGAGGAAGUGAAAGCAACAGAAAAAUUUCCUUCAGACUCGAUACCUGUUACCUUCAGAACAGAUACUAAUAAUGAAAGUGAAACUACUGAAAAUAAUGAGUCAGAAUCAGCUCAAACUGCUAAAAAAGGACGGAAUGUAAAGAAAAAAGAAACAUCACAGAAGAAACCUACGAAAAUGCGUGGUAAAGCUGCUUUUAGUGAAGAUGAUAUUGAUGCAACAAAAAUAGUGAAAGAAACACAAAAGAAAACAAAUAAAGAAUCAGUAGCUACUACAAAAAGAGGACGGGGGAAGAAUGCGGAUAAUACAACUGCAGAGGAGAAGAAAAUAUUGAAUUCGUCAGAAACUUUAAAUAGUAAUAAUAUGCAGAACUCAACAGAGGAUAACGGUAAAAAAGAAGAUUCAGAAAAAGAAGAGGCAAAAUACACCAAAAUGUUGGGGUCGCCCAAAAAACUAGAUGAAGUACAUAUAAAGGAUGAAAUGGGUGAAAAUAAUGUAAUAAGUACAUCAGUACACGAAGAAGAAAAUUAACAAUAUAUGUUCUAUUUUUACUUGAUACGUUUCUUCAAAAAAAAUAUAUCAUUAAUAUUUUAAUAUAUUUGAUGAAGAUACAAAUGCUAUGAGUAUUUCUAUGUUUGGAAAUUCUAAAGAAAUACAUACAUUGUAAAAUUUGAAUAAUACAUUUUGGUUAUACAUUGUUUCAAAAA